AUGACAAACUCCCAAUCGAAAUCACGAGGCACUAUUGCGUAUAUGAUGGAUCCAACUGUCGGAAAAUACCACUAUGGACCGUGUCACCCAAUGAAACCAUAUCGAGUAGAAUUAACACAUGCCUUGGUAGUGGAGUAUAAAAUGUAUAAAAAGAUGAAGAUCUACUAUCCAUCCGAAGCGUCCGCUCAUGAUAUGAUACGUUUUCAUGCUGAAGAAUAUGUUGACUUUCUAUCGCGUGUUACUCCAAAUUCUCAGGAAUAUCAACGGGGUUAUAAUCAGUACAAUUUGGGUGACGAUUGUCCAGUGUUCAGUGGUCUAUUUGAUUUUUGUAAAAGUUAUACGGGUGCCUCAUUAUUAUGUGCCACAAUGCUCAAUCAUAAAGCAUCCGGUUUUUGUUAUAUAAACGAUAUUGUCAUUGCUAUUCUUGAAUUGUUAAAAUAUCAUGUUCGGGUAUUGUACAUCGAUAUUGACAUACAUCAUGGUGAUGGCGUCCAAGAAGCAUUUUAUUUAACUGAUCGAGUUAUGACCGUUUCGUUUCAUAAAUAUGGGAAUAACUUUUUCCCGGGAACGGGUAGUAUGUACGAGAUUGGUGCAGAAACUGGACGUUAUUAUUCUAUUAAUGUACCUCUUCGUGAAGGAAUUACGGAUGAUGAUUAUUAUGAUCUCGUAUUCAAACCUGUUAUCUCAACGGUGAUGUCCUACUAUAGACCGACAUGCAUUGUUUUACAAUGUGGAGCUGAUUCACUUGGCGGCGAUCGUUUGGGAUGUUUUAAUUUAUCAAUUAAAGGGCAUGGAAAAUGUGUAGCGUAUGUUAUGGAACAAAAUUUACCAACGUUGGUCGUCGGUGGCGGUGGUUACACUGUCAAAAACGUUGCACGUUGUUGGACAUAUGAAACAUCAUUAAUAAUAAAUGAAACAUUGUCAAACGACAUACCGUAUCAUGAUUAUAUUGAGUUUUUUGGUCCAGAUUGUCAACUACAUCCAGAUCUUAUUAAUCCAAAGUUAGAAAAUGGAAAUUCAAGGACGUAUUUGGAAUUGAUUGUCCAAUUUGUUAACGAAAAAUUACGUUUACUUAAACAUGCUCCAUCUGUUCAAAUGCAAGACGUACCAUGUGAUCUAAUUGACAACGAGGAUAAAAAUGAUGAGGAUGAAGAUGACACACGACAAAAAGCAUCAAGCGUUGAUCCAGUAAAUGAAUUUUAUGACGAUGAUAAAGAUAUAGAUAGAGAUUGA
Molecule: messenger RNA, 1233 nt
Organism: Didymodactylos carnosus
Lineage: Eukaryota; Metazoa; Rotifera; Eurotatoria; Philodinida; Philodinidae
Source: the annotation of a GenBank genome assembly